Agrilus planipennis (emerald ash borer) is the source of this 2481-nucleotide messenger RNA. Its product is annotated as CLK4-associating serine/arginine rich protein. The transcript has 11 exons. Bases 203 to 2428 code for a protein of 741 amino acids. The record is from RefSeq and is a predicted model, not a curated record. Lineage: Eukaryota; Metazoa; Arthropoda; Insecta; Coleoptera; Buprestidae.
CCAUAACCAUGUUCUUGACAGCCAGACGUCAAGUUAUGCAUAUGUAAAGUGAUUGGGAUAAUUUAUUGUUAUUUAUUAGUGAUAAAUUAAGUAAUGAGCUUUUAAUUCUUAGUGAUUAUCACAAGUGAUUAACAGAUUGAUCAAAUCAAAUGACUUAAGUGAAAACUACAACAUUGAUAUCUUGUAAUUCCACUUUGUCGGUAUGUGGCACGAAGCAAGGCGUCAAGAGCGUAAAAUUCGGGGGAUGUUGGUUGAUUACAGAAGACGAGCUGAAAGGCGUCGUGAUUUCUAUGAAAAAAUUAAAGCUGACCCUACUCAGUUUAUGCAAGUUCAUGGGCGUCAGUGUAAAAUUCAUUUGGAUCCAAAUGUAGCUGCUGCUGCUGACAGUCCUGCAGCUAUGAUGCCUUGGCAGGGUCAAGCUGAUAAUUUAAUUGAUAGAUUUGAUGUUCGUGCUCACUUAGACUAUAUACCUCUAGUAAAAAAACAGGAAGAUGUUGAUGAGUUAACAUAUGAAGAACGUCAAGUAAAUUAUGAAAGAUACAGAGUUAUUGCUCAAAACAGUUUUCUAGGAAUACAAGAAGAAAAGUUCUUAAAGCAGCUUCAGUUAGAAGAACAGUUUGGAUAUACUGAACCUGAAUCAAAAAAGAAGAAGAGUGGAGGAGUAUCAAUAGGGUUUAAUUAUGAAGAAGGAACAGCUCCUACUCAAUCAGUUCCUCCCCUUGAAGAAAGUGAAGAAGAAAAUUCAGACAGCGACUUGGACGUUGAUUUGUACAUAAAUGUUUCCAAAAUAGAUCAACAACAAGCUCAUGAAAUGAACAAGCAUGGUUUAGGAUAUGGCAUGAGUUCAAAUGAUUUUUAUUCAUUUCUGACUAACGAUAUGGAAGAGGCUGAAAGUAAUCGGUUAGCACGAGAAGAAGAACAUGAGAAAGCCCUUUUUUCUGGGCGAAAAUCUAGACGCGAAAGAAGAGCUCACAGAGAAAGACGUCUCGCUAAUAGGGUAAUAAGCCCACCCAGUUAUGCUGCUCGUACUUCACCAACAUAUCCUUCAUUUAGAGAAAGUAAAUCGCCUUCACAUUCACCUUCUCCAGAAAAUACAGGAAAAAUAACGUAUAUAACAUCAUUUGGAGGUGAAGAUGAUCCACCCAGCACAAGCAAGCCAACCUAUGCUGAUAAAGUGAAGUAUGGACGAAAAGGAAAAUCGUCAGCUGGUCGACGUAAUAGUCCUGAUUAUAGAAUAUCAGAUAGAAGGAGGCGAAGAAGCAGUAGUUCAGAAUGUAAUUCCCGUUUUAGACGAAGAAGAUCACGGAGUGUUGAUUCUAGAAAUUCAAAAUUAAAGAGACGAAGCAUUUCGAAGGAAAAAUAUAGAAAUGAUCGUUAUCGUCUAAGCGACCGCAAGAAAAAGUAUCGUUCCCGAAAAUCUCGUUCGACUUCAUCUUCGUCUGAUAGGUCUAAAUCGUAUAGUAACAAAUUGAAAUCUAGAAGUGAAACGAAGAGGUCAUCAAGCAAGUCGAGAUCUCGUUCAAGAAGUUCACGAAGUUCAAAGUCUGAUUCGUCAAAGUCAAGUUCAUCUUGUUCGGUGUUAAGGAAAAGCACUGAAGAAAAUAAUCCGAUAAAAAAGGAUACUCCACCAAAAGUAUUACCAAGGUAUUACGGAAGAAAGAGAAGCGAUCAGAGCUCUUCUUCUGACCUAGAUGAAGCCAGCGAUAUGGAUACUUCCGAAAAUAAAUCUACUCCGAAUUCGUUUUCCAACGAUAAUCGUCCGGGAUAUGGUAAUGCUGGAUCAUCGUUCAAAAAAACUGCCGCAGCUCCUGUUUUAAGUCUUCAAGAACGCCUUAAAAGAAAACGACAGGCUCUACUAAAUAAACAAUUUAAGGCAGAUAAAUUGGCAGAACAGAUAAAGUCAGAACGUGAGAAGCAAGAGCAACAGCAUAGGGAGGACGAAUUGAGAGAAAUGGCCAUAAGAUUGAGAAGAAGACAAAGGGAAAUUCGUCACGCCUACGAUAGUCAUAAUAGUUCCGACACUUCAUCUGAUUCGGAUGGUAAGAAAAGUCGUUCAUCGAAUAGAAGUGUCCAACAAAGAAGUCGAAGCAACAGUCCUAGAGACCGCAGAAGUAGUGGCAAGGGUCAGGAUAUCAAGGAAAGAUCGAGUAGAAAAAGCUCACCGAAACGGCGUCAGAGGGAUAGUAACUCUGGUUCAGACCAGGAAAAAGAACAAAGGAGCAGAAGAAGGAGCGACGCUAAAAAAGAAGAGUACAAACGGGAAAACUACAAGAGAGAUGAACAACGAAGAGACGAUUAUAGAAGGUGCGAUGAACCUAGGAAAGGUGAAAGUUACAGUAGAAGUGAUGAUCUUAGAAGAGGUGACUACAGGAAUGAUGGUUCACGAAGAAAUGAAGAGAAUAACAGGAGACCUCUUGUAGAUUAUUGAUUUGUACUCGUUUAUGUGCAGUAUGAUUAAGUUAAUAAAUUUUAUAUAUCCUA